CAGUGGGAUCUCACUGGAGUAGAGCAGAACUCCCACACUCAACAAUUGAUUGCAAAACUCUGGAGCUGAAUCAGCACUCAUAUCUUUGUGUUUUUUAUUUCACUUUUAACAAAGAAAAAGGCAGACGCUGGGUCGGUGGAGUUUAGGUGGAUUCUGUCAUCAUGUCAGAUGAAGAAUUUGUUGUGGAGGGACUCAGCCCAUCUCAGAGUCCACUGGUUUCAGUCACCUUUCAGAGAAACCAGCACAGGAAAGAAAAGUACCUGGAAGCUGAACCCAAAGCUCUCGGGAUAACUCAGAUUGGCCUGAGUUUGUUUAUGAUGAUCGGUGUGAGCGUGUUUCAGGCGAAGGGUCUGAGUGAACUACCACUUGACAUACCUUUGAUCAUUUUAUCUUUGCUGCUGAGGGCCUGUUUGGGGAUGCAGAUCGUGGCCUGUAUGGUGUCUGUCGUGAACAUCAUCUUUACUCUCAUCAUGCUUGGGAGCUCAUUUGGUGGCUGCUGGAUGUAUCAUUGGGAGAGCACGAACACCUCCACCAAAUAUGACGUAAUCUGUCGCCAGAUUGAGAACAUCCACUCCCACUUUUAUGCUGGAGGUGUGCUCAUUCAGGCUGCUCUGCUGGCCAUCUCUGUCACUCUGGCUGCAUACUGCUGCAAGGUGGUCAACUGUUGUGGYCCAGCUCCUAAAAUGCCGGUGGUCACAGUCCAAACACCCAGCAGAGUGGAAACAGACCAGAGCAACACACAGGACUGAUCUACAGCCAUAAAACAGCCACAAUCUAUGACUUUCUAUUAACAUCAGUUUUAUKAUGUAAACAGAUGACCACACUAAUUUUGCACAUCUUUUAAUUAAUCCUUUUAGCCACAUUUAGCUUAGCUUUUUUCAACUUUGUUAACUAUACUAUAUGAUAUUUUACAAAUAAAUAUUUUUGUAAAAAAAUA
Messenger RNA from Austrofundulus limnaeus, 937 nucleotides. RefSeq lists its product as uncharacterized. NCBI's taxonomy places the organism in Eukaryota, Metazoa, Chordata, Actinopteri, Cyprinodontiformes, Rivulidae. The record is from RefSeq and is a predicted model, not a curated record.